GUUUUGGGUUUGCGGGGAGGGAAUUCUGGGAAGGGAGAGACAGCGUGCUAGUCGCGUGUGAAUGCAUACUAUUUUAGUCGUGUGCUAAGCCGGGAACAGUACGGUUUACGAAAGUAGAGAACAGUUAAACUUUGUUCGUGCAACAAUAAUGAGACCAGGAUUCAGUCCCAGAGGUGGUGGCAGUGGCAGAGGUGGCUUUGGUAGUCGUGGUGGUGGUGGUGGAAGAGGAGGCUUUGGAGAUCGCGGUGGGCGAGGAGGAUUCAGAGGGGGCAGAGGCGGGGGUGGCUUCAGGUCUCCUGGAGAAGGUGGCUUCAGGUCUCCUGGAGAAGGUGGCUUCCGUGGCCGUGGAGGAGGUCGCGGAACUCCCAGGGGUAGAGGAGGAAGGGGAGGUGGUCGUGGGGGCUUCAGAGGUGGGAAAAAAGUGACAGUGGAACCUCAUAGGCAUGAAGGAGUGUUUAUUUGCCGUGGUAAAGAAGAUGCACUGGUGACCAAAAAUAUGGUAAUUGGAGACUCCGUCUAUGGUGAAAAAAGAAUUAGUGUAGAGGAGGGGGAAGCAAAGACUGAGUACAGAGCAUGGAACCCAUUCCGUUCAAAAUUGGCUGCAGCCAUCUUGGGAGGAGUGGACCAAAUUCACAUAAAACCAGGAGUUAAGGUCAUGUACCUUGGAGCAGCAUCUGGGACCACAGUCUCUCAUGUCUCUGACAUUGUUGGUCCUGAAGGUCUGGUGUAUGCAGUGGAGUUCUCGCAUCGGUCUGGGCGAGAUCUGCUCAAUGUUGCCAAAAAGAGAACCAAUAUCAUUCCCAUAAUUGAGGAUGCCCGGCAUCCACACAAAUAUCGCAUGCUUGUGGGAAUGGUAGAUGUGAUCUUUGCUGAUGUGGCUCAGCCUGACCAGACAAGAAUUGUGGCUCUAAAUGCACACAACUUCCUCAAGAAUGGAGGCCACUUUGUAAUUUCUAUUAAGGCCAAUUGCAUAGACUCAACAGCUGCCCCUGAGGCAGUGUUUGCUGCAGAGGUCAAAAAAAUGAGUGCUGAGAACAUGAAGCCUCAGGAACAGCUGACACUGGAGCCCUAUGAGAGAGACCAUGCUGUUGUUGUGGGUGUGUACAGACCCCCCCCAAAACAGAAGAAAUAAGUAUGAAUGGGUGGCAGUGGUUUGCAUAGGAUGCUUUGUUCCAGUAACCUGAGGCUGACACAGUUCUCCAACAGAACUAUGGCCAAGUACUGAUUGCCUGUAAUACCUUCCAUCUCUGAGCAUGUGUUCACACAGAAAAUGAAGAUUCACUGCUUGUAUGUAGGACUUCAAAAUGCAGUGUAAUGUGGACAAGGGAACACAAUUUGAACAUGUAAAAAGCUCUCCACUUAAAACAGAUGUUUACUCUGAAAUGUAAGAAUAAUGUUCAAAUAUCCCCCCCCCCCCCCCCAUUAUGUGUUAUGGAUUAUGAAGCAUAUUUUGUCUCGCUAUUCAGUUAUAUUUUCUUAAGUUUAAAUUUAUGUUGCUGACCCCUGUAAUGGAUUUAAAAGGCGGUUUUGGAUUCGCCAGAAUUUGGAAGAGUACCAGAUGUUUUAGCUAUAUGUGGUGUGAUAUUACAUUGGCAAUGGUCUGGGAAAGAAUUUUUUUUGAGUCUCUGUGGUCCUUUGCUAAUGAAGAAUCUUUUCACUUCCUUAGUGUUAAAAUGGCCUGGAGUAGGGUAACAUUGGACCUGCUUAUUCAGCCUUUCAAUGUAGGUUUAAUCCAGAAAUUAUAUAAUUUUGUCACCUCCCCUUUUAAAUCGAAUUUUAAUACUAUGACAGUGCCCAUUGUUUGCUGUAUGCAGUUCAACAGUUUUUUUGCACAAAAUUCACAGGCCAUUCUGCAGUUUGUGGCUCAUUUACAUGAUUUUUUAAAAAUGUGGGUAAGGAAAUAUAAUAAACAUUCUUGGAAAACAA
Molecule: messenger RNA, 1926 nt
Organism: Brienomyrus brachyistius
Lineage: Eukaryota; Metazoa; Chordata; Actinopteri; Osteoglossiformes; Mormyridae
Product: rRNA 2'-O-methyltransferase fibrillarin-like
Exons: 9
Coding region: 149-1132 (327 amino acids)
Biological process (GO): box C/D sno(s)RNA 3'-end processing; rRNA methylation
Cellular component (GO): small-subunit processome; nucleolus; box C/D methylation guide snoRNP complex
Molecular function (GO): RNA binding; histone H2AQ104 methyltransferase activity; rRNA methyltransferase activity
Source: RefSeq, a predicted model, not a curated record